UUUCUCCCCCUCUCCUCUUUCCUUCCUCUCUCUCUUUCUCUCUCUCCCCCUCCACCCUCAAGCCCAUCCUGCCCGUCCCUCCGCAAAAGCACAACCCCCGCGGAGACGCCAGUUCGAAUCCCGCCACGUCUGAACGCCGCAAUUUGGCUCUUGUGGUGGGGAAGGCGGCGGGAGGAGGGCAGGGGAGGAUGAUUCGGUAAAAGGCCGCCCCCCGGCUGGGCUCGAUCCAGAACUACAAUGCCCAUGAUGCUCUCCGGGACAAGGCUCCUGCCUGCUGCCCGCUAGCGGUGGCCGCGAGAACGAGGACCCAGGUAGCGACGGAGGUGCCAGCCGGCUUGUCUUCGGCUGCCGCAGAGCUCCGGAGCCAGGCGGGCAGCGCGGCUGGCCGGAGGGCCGCACGGUUGGCCGGAGAUCCACGAAAGGUGCUCUAAGAGGCAGGGGAGCCGGCGAGGCUCGGAUUUCUCCCCCUUCCGAGGGGCGCAGAUUCCCCUCCGAUGAGCAUCCCGGGGUCUCCUUGAGACCAGCCGCCCGCAGAAGCGACCUCCGCCGCAGCAGCAGCGCCAGCGCCGCCGCAAUCAUGGGCAACCGGGGCAUGGAAGAUCUCAUCCCCUUGGUCAACCGCCUGCAGGAUGCCUUCUCCGCCAUCGGGCAGAAUGCCAACCUGGACCUGCCCCAGAUCGCCGUGGUUGGGGGGCAGAGCGCCGGCAAGAGCUCCGUGCUGGAGAAUUUCGUGGGGAGGGAUUUUCUGCCCCGUGGAUCGGGAAUUGUCACCCGACGCCCCUUGGUUUUGCAGCUGGUUAAUGCCACGACUGAAUAUGGCGAAUUCCUCCAUUGCAAAGGGAAGAAGUUCACGGAUUUUGAGGAGAUACGUAUGGAGAUUGAAGCCGAGACCGACAGAGUCACCGGCUCCAACAAGGGCAUCUCCUCCGUCCCGAUCAACUUACGAGUUUAUUCUCCAAACGUCCUAAGUCUGACCCUGGUGGACCUUCCCGGGAUGACCAAGGUCCCAGUUGGAGACCAGCCGGUAGACAUCGAAUUCCAGAUCCGUGAAAUGUUGAUGCAGUUUGUCACCAAAGACAACUGCCUGGUCCUCGCGGUCUCUCCAGCCAACAGCGACCUGGCCAACUCCGAUGCCCUUAAGAUCGCCAAAGAAGUUGACCCUCAAGGCCAACGUACCAUUGGCGUCAUCACUAAGUUGGACCUCAUGGAUGAAGGAACCGAUGCGCGAGAUGUUCUGGAGAACAAGCUGCUUCCACUAAGAAGAGGUUACAUUGGGGUGGUGAACCGUAGCCAGAAGGACAUCGAUGGGAAGAAGGACAUCCAGGCCGCUUUAGCCGCCGAGCGCAAGUUCUUCCUCUCCCACCCAGCCUACCGACAUAUGGCAGAUCGUAUGGGCACUCCCUACCUGCAGAAAACGUUGAAUCAGCAACUGACCAAUCACAUCCGCGACACGCUGCCCGGCCUGAGGAACAAGCUGCAGAAUCAGCUGCUGUCUAUUGAGAAGGAAGUAGAAGAAUACAAGAAUUUCCGUCCAGACGAUCCUACCCGCAAGACCAAAGCUUUGCUCCAGAUGGUCCAGCAGUUUGCUGUGGAUUUUGAGAAACGCAUUGAAGGUUCUGGAGAUCAGAUUGAUACUUACGAACUGUCCGGUGGUGCUCGCAUCAAUCGCAUCUUUCACGAACGAUUCCCAUUUGAGCUUGUGAAGAUGGAAUUCGACGAGAAGGAGCUCCGAAGAGAGAUCAGCUACGCGAUUAAGAACAUCCAUGGCAUCAGAACUGGUCUCUUCACCCCCGACAUGGCUUUUGAGACCAUUGUGAAGAAGCAAGUCAAGAAGAUUAAGGAACCUUGCUUGAAAUGUGUGGACAUGGUCAUUUCGGAGUUAAUCAGUACGGUUAGACAGUGCACCAAGAAGCUAAGCCAAUAUCCCCACCUGCGAGAGGAGAUGGAGCGUAUCGUGACCACUUACAUUCGGGAGAGAGAAGGAAGGACCAAAGACCAGGUCAUGCUCCUGAUAGAUAUUGAGUUGGCCUACAUGAACACCAACCAUGAAGACUUCAUUGGAUUUGCCAAUGCUCAGCCGAGGAGCAGCCAAAUGAGCAAGAAAAAAACCGCCGGGAAUCAGGUGAUCCGCAAGGGCUGGCUCACGAUCAACAACAUUGGCAUCAUGAAAGGCGGCGCCAAAGAAUAUUGGUUCGUCCUGACUGCCGAGAACCUCUCGUGGUACAAAGAUGAUGAGGAGAAAGAGAAGAAGUACAUGCUUCCAGUGGACAACUUGAAGGUGCGGGACAUCGAGAAAGGUUUCAUGUCCAGCAAGUACAUCUUUGCCCUCUUCAACACGGAGCAACGGAAUGUUUACAAAGAUUACCGUCAACUGGAGCUGGCGUGUGAGACCCAGGAGGAGGUGGACAGUUGGAAGGCAUCCUUCCUGCGGGCUGGCGUUUACCCGGAACGCGUUGGGUCUGGCGAUUCGGAAGAGAAUGGCUCGGACAGCUUAAUGCAUUCCAUGGAUCCCCAGCUGGAGAGACAAGUGGAAACCAUCCGGAACCUUGUUGAUUCUUACAUGGCCAUCGUCAACAAAACCAUCCGUGAUCUGAUGCCCAAGACGAUCAUGCACCUUAUGAUAAACAACACCAAGGAGUUCAUCCACUCCGAGCUUCUCGCCAACCUCUACUCCUGCGGCGACCAGAACACCCUCAUGGAGGAGUCACCCGAGCAAGCCCAGCAUCGCGACGAGAUGCUGCGCAUGUAUCACGCCCUGAGAGAGGCCCUUAACAUCAUCGGGGACAUCAACACUACCACCACCAGCACUCCGCUGCCACCGCCAGUGGACGACUCUUGGCUGCAGGUGCAGAACAUACCGUCCGGACGCAGGUCUCCCACCUCCAGCCCCACGCCGCAGAGAAGAGCUCCGGCAGUCCCACCCACCCGACCUGGAUCGCGAGGACCAGCUCCUGGACCUCCGCCUGCUGGUGGUCCCAGCCUCGGUGGUGCUCCCCCUGUGCCUUCCAGGCCGGGGGCCUCUCCUGAUCCUUUCGGGCCACCCCCGCAAGUCCCCUCGCGGCCCAACCGUGUGCCCCCGGGGGUCCCAAGCCGGAAGGGCCCUUCUUCACCUACACGAGCCACAUUAAUCCGACCAGCUGAAUCUUCCCUCUUAGAUCUAUAACCCAAGGCCUGUAGGCAGCUGGUGACAAGCCCCCACCCCAUCCCACCCCGCCUGGGUUUUCCUCUACUCUGCCAACCCAGCAUCCCCCUUGGCUCCUCUGCCCCUUCCUCCAUGUGGUUUUUUUAAAAAAAAAAACAUGCUCGUUUUAGUGAAUUGAGCACUUAUGUCUACUAUUGUGCGUCCGUAUUGCUUGUGAGCCUAGAGUAGUCCCUCCUAGUCGAAGGGUAUGAUUCGUGAAUGCCGUUGAGUUCGCCGAGGCGUAGACCGGAAGGAACAUCUCGAUGUGCCCAAACCUGGGUUCGGUGUCCUGGGUCGGCUGUAGCCCUUAAUCCGUAGCGAUGUAGUUCAUUUUGUCCACUGGACUGUAGUAGAGACACAGGUGGUCUUGUGCUUUUGAGGACCACACUCGGCGAGAGAACUUGGGACUGGAAAUGCUUUCAUGUUCUUGAGAAGGAUUGGAUUCAAGGUGCCUCCCACCCCCCCGAUGAGGGGCUGAUCCUCCUUUUUUUCAAGCAGGGCCAACUGGUUUGGUGGCUGGGGCGGGGGGGCUUCCUGGAUGGUGCAGAUGUCCAGAGGAUUUGACCACGGAUGGAUUGAAACCAACGUUCAGAGGUCACCCUCCGAUUCUUGGGAGAGACUUUUUUGGCACGAUAUCUUUCUGAUCGAGAGACUGAGAUUUAAUUUAGCUCCUUCUCAGCCAGAACGGACCAGCUGAUAUUUCGGGGGGAAAAAAGAGAGAGUUUGCUGUGUAAAUGUUUUAUGAGCUUCGCUUCCGAAAAACAAAAAAAAUCAAAACAAGGACCUCUUCAAUCGUGUCGAUGUCUUGAGUAUUCUGCUGAUUCCAUUCGCUUCCUUGCAUGCAGGACGUACGUAUUUCAUGACGGGGUAAAAAAAAAAAUUACACAUUUUUAUCACCAACUUGGACAUCCCUCUCGGCUACCGGCUCUGUGACCUACCUAUUUAGGAAUAAAUGUGGUGGUGGUGGGGAAAUCCGCCACUUUCCUGUCCUUCUAAAAGCCACAAUUUAAAGUCCAUCCCCGCUUCCAAUUUACGUUCCUUGAUACGAACAGUUUUGAGUUGAGUUUUGAUGUCUGUUCCUUUUGUCUGUUUUAACUAUGGUUUUAAUUCUUUUGUCCCCCACCCCACCCCACCCCACCCCCUUAUCCUUCUCCUUUUUCUUUUUUUUUUUGGAAUUCCAGCCGGCCUAACAAAGCCAGCCCCUCUCGUCCGGAGAGUCCAAAGGCAUCGUUUGACAUGUAACUUCUGCUCAUCCAUCCUUUUAAAUCUGCCUCUUAGCUGUCCUGUCCUGGAAUGAUCGAACGCACAUCUUUAAAAAAAAUGAACAUAAAAACCAAAUCCAAAACAAACAAAAAUAAACCCCACAGCUUUGUUCUGUUGUAGCUUGUGGCUUUGCACAUAUCAGAUACGACUCUAGUGAAACUGUUUUUUUCCUUUGUCCUUUUUUUUUUUUGGAUUGUCCUUCUUCCUGGUUGCUUCAAAGGAACUUCAAACAAAGCCAAUGAGUUAUAUUGUAGUAAUGAAAAACAUCUUUACUGUUAUAUAAAUAUCUAUAAAUAUAUACAUAUAUAUAUAUAUAAAGAUCUAAAAUCUAUAUGGUGUCCAGAUGUUUUAAAGCCUUUAAAUGCCUCCACUGUUGAAAUUUAGCAAAUACUUGAGUAGGAAGAAGAAUGUGUGCUUGUGGGUGUGGGUGUAACAACACACACAGGUGCACACACCUACAGUUGCUGCAGCUGGGUUAUUGCUCCCAAAUUGUGGGUGAUUUUUCUUUUCUUUUUUGCAGUCCUGGUAGUACUUGUAAUGCCGUGUGUGACCUAUCAUCUCCUGUUCACUGGCUGAAAUAAAUUAUUUCUGUAUAACAGAGAUGUCAUGCCUUCAAAUAAACUCCUCUGUCGGUUC
Molecule: messenger RNA, 5080 nt
Organism: Thamnophis elegans (Western terrestrial garter snake)
Lineage: Eukaryota; Metazoa; Chordata; Lepidosauria; Squamata; Natricidae
Gene: DNM1
Product: dynamin 1
Exons: 20
Coding region: 578-3163 (861 amino acids)
Cellular component (GO): microtubule; cytoplasm; membrane
Molecular function (GO): GTPase activity; GTP binding; microtubule binding
Source: RefSeq, a predicted model, not a curated record